This is a messenger RNA of Plenodomus lingam JN3, 2739 nucleotides long. NCBI's taxonomy places the organism in Eukaryota, Fungi, Ascomycota, Dothideomycetes, Pleosporales, Leptosphaeriaceae. The record is from RefSeq and is a predicted model, not a curated record.
AUGUGUCCGCACACUGGCCUCAAUACCUCGGACUCCAUACCCUCGUCAUCUUACUUCGGACCCGUCUUCGAACCUACCUUCGAACCGUAUCUAUACGCGGACGACUUCCUCCAAGCGCAACACCUCGAACAGCAAGUCGUGCACCUGCGCUAUCUGAACGCAGAGCUAGAAGACGAAGCUUCAAUUAGAGAGGAGGAGAUUGACGCCUUGUAUGCAUGGAUCAAGCGUGCUAAGAGAUUGAAUGGACAAAACUACAGACAAGACUCUAUCCCCCAACAUCCCACAUCCUCACAAAUCCCCGCCCCAAGCAGCAGCAUGAGAAGCAAUCCUCCUACCAAGCGCGAGAGAAACGGUGGUCACAAUGGUGACAAGGUCCAGGUAAACAGACCCCACGACCAGGAUCCCGGUUUCCACCAAAUUCAAAUCAAACUCGCACUCCUGGGCUUUCAGGCUCAAAUCGAUGGCUUGGCUGCGCAGAUUGCGGCUUUGCAAGAGCGGUUCGUGCUGCUUGGAGGGGAUUUUAGUGAGUAUGAUGGUGAGGACGAUGGGGGGAGUGGGGUUGGGGCUACGGAGGCCGGGGGUUGCGGACUCAGGGCUGGGGUUCAGCUUCCAGGUGGUGUGUGGUCGCCUGCGGAUUUCUCGCUCAGGGGUGGGAAUGGGAAUGGGAAGGAUGUGGGUUGGCAUUUGGUUGAGAAAGAGAAGUCAAGGGGUGUGAUGGGGAGUGGAAGUCAAGAUGAGCUUGUUGGGUGUAAUGAAGACCAAGGCUAUCGGAGCGGCGAUGGCGAUGCUGAGGAUGGUCCUGAGGAGGAACGGGUGGUUGAAGUGGAUAGAGAGUAUAUCUAUGCACUUGAGCGCCAAAUCGAUAGGCUGGAGGAGAAGGUGCAACGGCUCAGGAACUGCUCCUCUUCAGCACAGCAUGGGAAGACGCAGUCCUCACCUCUACAACCACCAUCAAUACCUCCUAGCCCGCAAGCAGAACAUCCAUCAGCAGAUCCCACCCCUCACUUCCGCGGAGAAAGUAGCCAUUCCUACUUCCCCACUCCUCUCCGAACCCCCUACUUCCCCAACUUCUCACACAACAAUCCCACAACACACGCAUCCUCCUCCCACGAUACAAACCCACUCCACCCACAACCCCUUCCUCAUAACUCCACAGAGUCAUGGAUCCAUCGAGUCACCGUCCUGCAAAUCCACAACGCGUUCCUGGAACGCGAGGUGCAGGACUACAAAGACAUGUGCGAGAGUCUGAUGGGCGAUGUAAGGUGGCAGAUGGGGACGCAGGUUGAACUGGAGGAGUUGUGUGAGGAGCUUGAGGGGGAGAGGGACAAGCUGUUGAGGGAGGUGGAGGGGUUGAAGAGGGGGAUCAGAGGGGGUGGUGGCGAGGCUGAGGGUCGAUGUGUAGGGGAUGGCCAAGGAGUUGAGGGAACUGCAGAGGGAGUGGGUUCAUCGGCUGUUGAUGGCAAUGAGCAAACGAGUACCUCGUCUUGCAUCUCGCACAGUCUCGACUCCGAAGAAUGCUCGACAUCAAACAUCCCCUACACAGCAUUCACAUACCUCCAAACUCAGUCCUACAUACUCUUUCCCACCACUCCCCCGCGAAUCUUCCACUUUCCAUGCGCCCCGACUCUCCCGCUCAUCCACGCGGCGCUCCAUCACCGCGCAAGAUACGUUGGCAAGGAUAAUCCGUUCCUUACUCGUGCAUGCGAGAUUCUGGAUCGGCGCGAGGCCAUGGGGAUUCGCUUGCCGGAUAGGUUUGAUGAUGACCAGGUUGUGGUGGGCUUACCGGGGGGAAUGGGAGGAGAAUGGGAAGGAAGAAUGGGAGGGCAUGGGGAUGUGGAGAUAGCGGCGUGGGUAGCUGGAGAGCGGGACUUUGGAGGGAUGGCGCAGUUGAUUGGGGCAGUGGUGCUUGGUGGGGAGGAGGAUGAGUAUGGAGACUCGUUUGAUGGUGUGGGGAGUGAGCUUCACGCUGAGACUGGGACGAUCAUGAGAAUCUUUUGUGGUUGUCUAGAUUGCACUGGGGGAGCGCAAGGGGAGUUGUAUGGACAAGGUCUGCGCGGUGGUGGGUAUAAAGGUCCUUCCAGUUCCUUCGCCAACUCAAACAACAGCCUGCACUUCGAGCAUGGCAGCCCCGAUCGCGCAUGCAACGAAGCCAUUUCACCCAGCUCAUCCACGAAUAUCAGCAUUCCACCAAACUCCCCUCACUCAGCCGAGACAGCAAGACCGAGCCCUCCAAAUUCAACGCAAGUCCCCAAACAUGAGGACCACACCAAACAGUCAACCCCCAAGGUCCCCCGAGCACCAACCCCCACCCACGAAGAAGACCUCUGGCAAUACCACCCCAAGGGCAGAGGCUGCGAGGAAUGGACGACCAAUCUCGACCGAAACCGACAACAGUGUACAUAUUGCCAUUUACCAUUUCCAACCCCAGACUUUCGGGGGAGAUGCAGUUCGGUGGAAAGUACGGGGCACGAAGACGAAGCACCGAUACCAAUGCAUACAUUGCCUGUGGAGAUGCUCAACCCCCAACCUCCCUUCCCCCCGCCAAACCAUCCCUCUCCUCCCUCUCCUCCGCCCGCUCCAGCCAACCCUCCCCAAACACCACCCACAAACACCACAAACACAAACGCACUCACCCACCCCCCCAACCCCAGCCGCACAUCAACAUCGCACGCCCCAGCGCCUUCGACGAGCGCGGGAAUAAGCGGUAUAGUGCCCGGUAUACAAGCUACGCCGGCGUGA